Molecule: messenger RNA, 1290 nt
Organism: Penicillium canescens
Lineage: Eukaryota; Fungi; Ascomycota; Eurotiomycetes; Eurotiales; Aspergillaceae
Exons: 8
Coding region: 1-1290 (429 amino acids)
Biological process (GO): secondary metabolite biosynthetic process
Molecular function (GO): FAD binding; monooxygenase activity
Source: RefSeq, a predicted model, not a curated record
AUGAUGCCAUUGAACAUUGUUAUCAUCGGCGCCGGGCUUGGCGGGCUAGCAGCUGCCCUCUCGAUCAAGCAGGAAUCACCCCAUCACGAUGUUCUGGUUGUCGAAUCAGCCCCAAUGCUGGCCGAGAUCGGUGCUGGCCUUCAGCUGACCCCCAAUGCUACGCGACUGUUGCUCAGAUGGGGACUGAAGUCUAGGUUGGAACCCUUGGCGAGCAGCCCAGAGGAAUUUGUUGUGCGUCGCUAUGAUGGCAAAAAGCUUCUUGGUGAGCGUCAAGGCUUCGCUGCAGAGAUGUUUGACAAGUUUGGGUCGUAUUACUGGGACAUGCAUCGAGCCGACCUUCAGCUUGCAAUGUACGAACGGGCGGUAUCUCUCGGCAUUCGAUUUCAAUUUGGCGUUCUUAUCACAGAGAUCAAUGGUUAUCUGCCAGAAUUAACGUCUGACAAAGGUGAAAGUUUUACUGGAGACUUGGUAAUUGCAGCAGAUGGGCUCUGGUCAAAGGCACGGUCAGCGGUCAGUGGUCACCCCACCCCUCCUCUACCUACGGGAGAUCUAGCCUACCGGAUUGUCCUCGAGGCAAAGGAUCUGAAGGAUCAAGAGCUGCUAGAUUUUACAAGGAAAUCUAGAGUGUGUUUAUGGGUUGGCCCUGGCUGUCACGCUAUAUACUAUCCUCUUCGAAAUAACAGCAUGAUCAACAUUGUCCUGCUAGUUCCGGAUAAUCUGCCGGAUAAUGUGGCCAAGAUGCCAGGGAGCAUUUCAGAGAUGAAGGAAAUAUUCAAGAGCUGGGACCCACUUUUGCGAAAGCUUUUGGAUCAAGUCGACGGGGUUGAGAAGUGGAAACUUAUGCAUUUACAUGAGAUGGAAAAGUGGUAUAAUGAAGAUGCCACUGUGGUAUUCCUGGGUGAUGCCUGUCACCCAAUGCUUCCGUACAUGGCACAAGGAGCUGGAUCUGCUCUCGAAGACGUUACCACGGGUAUUGGAGACAUAUCAGAACUUGAGAGCACCUCGAAGUACUGCAUUACAGAAAUGGAGCCUGAAACAGGUAAAAUUACAAACAUUCACGGCAGAGUACAGAAAACUUACACCCCCUCCCAGAGACACGUUAACCAUCUGCCGGAUGGCCGGGAACAAGAAGAGAGAGAUCGGCUGGCAGCAUCCCAGAUCCAUGACCAGCAACCCGGCUACCCUUUUUACUGGAUUGACCCUGCGGCACAGCAGUUUACUUAUGGAUACGAUGUUAUUACGGAAUUGAAAAAGAUUGGUGUGGAAGCUUCGGUGAUGCCAGGUCUCUGA